Molecule: messenger RNA, 1221 nt
Organism: Trichoplax adhaerens
Lineage: Eukaryota; Metazoa; Placozoa; Uniplacotomia; Trichoplacea; Trichoplacidae
Exons: 7
Coding region: 1-1221 (406 amino acids)
Source: RefSeq, a predicted model, not a curated record
AUGGCUACUAUAGGGCGAAUUAGCCAUGCUUACAUCGUUUUGGGGUUAUUUCAGUUUAUAAUGAGCAUUGUUCUACCAAUCGAGUGGAUCGGCAAUGCCAAUACAGGAACCUUAUGUACGAUUCCCGCUAUAUGUUCGAUAACGUCUUUAGGAUGUGGGCUUAUGGCUUACUACCAUAAUAAGCAAGAAUCAUCGAAAACAUUAGGUGGUGUGGGUAUAUUUUCUGUCUGGAAUCAAGUCAGUGUAAUCACUGCUAUAGUCCGAUAUGCUCAAAUUUUUAACGCCGGAUUGAUACGAUUUGUUACUACCCAAAUGGCUAUUUUUGGUUUACUCAUUGGUGUAUGUGCCGUAACUGUCACUGCCAACUUUUGGAUUAUAAUUACUAUUUAUAAGAUCACUAAAGAAUCUACUGGAUCUGAAAUGUAUUCGGCAGACGGUGAAAUGAGUUUCAGAAACGAAUCCAAAGAUGAAAAUGCUAUUACCCCUGAAGAUAGAAAUCUAUCCAUAGAGAAAUCACGCUGUUCUCUCAAUCUGAUUUAUAGCAUCAUUCAGUUUAUCAAUGGACUUUUGUUAUUUACAGCCGCGAUCGUUUCAACAUUUAGUUCAGGUGGAGGAUACUUUUUUACGUUAAUGUCUUAUCAAGCCGCUGGUGCUCUCUUCACUACAGGUUUUUUUGGCUUUGCUAUUCACGUUAACGGACUACCAGUACUAACUUUCUGGCACCGCAACCUAUUUUUUAUGGCUUCUAUGCAGUCUGCAGGAGCGUUAUGCACAGCUGCAGUAGCUUAUAAACAUCUCUUUGAUGCGAAUUUUGCAACUUCUCAAUUACGUGCUGUAAUUGCUGUGAUUUCCCUCGGUGGCGGGGCUGCUGUGAUUCUGGGCAUAGUUGGUUACUUUGUUGCAGCUAGACAGCAACGAGUCAGUCGAAAAUCUGAUGCUUCCAAUAUACCGAGGCUCCUUUUCUGCUCAGCUUGGAUGAAUGGACUUUUUCAGAUUUUAUUAGGCCUAGUCAUUUUUGCUUGUGCUUGUAUCGGUACUACUCUAACUGUUGGUUACGCUUAUAGUACUAUGAAUUUUAUACUGUCUAGCGUGGUAUUUGCUUCUGGAAUUGCCGCGAUUGACAUGUUUCGUUGUGGUCGUUCGGAUGUGAUAAAAAAAAAAUUUGUUCAAGAGAUUAUCGAUCGUAAAGAUCGUAUGCCACAAGCCAAAACCAUUGGUUAA